AUGUAUUCUACACCAGACCAUGUUAACUUCACAAAAAGUCAAACUGUUGGUUCGGUUAUCAACUCCAAGCAGGACAUUCACUGCUUAAUUGAAAUUCCGAUAACCGCAACGAUCGAAGAGGCCUUUGACUUACUAUUGGCCGAGAAUAUCCUAAGCGUACCGGUUUAUCGAUUCUGGCGAGGUCACAAACAACCCAUCGCUAUCGUCAAUGUUCUCGACUUGGUCACCUUCAUACAGCCAAUGUUUGACAAGGAGGAUGAUAGUAAAUCG
Messenger RNA from Acaulospora morrowiae, 270 nucleotides. NCBI's taxonomy places the organism in Eukaryota, Fungi, Glomeromycota, Glomeromycetes, Diversisporales, Acaulosporaceae. The record is from the annotation of a GenBank genome assembly.